Molecule: messenger RNA, 1035 nt
Organism: Cariama cristata (Red-legged seriema)
Lineage: Eukaryota; Metazoa; Chordata; Aves; Cariamiformes; Cariamidae
Product: chemokine-like receptor 1
Exons: 1
Coding region: 1-1035 (344 amino acids)
Biological process (GO): phospholipase C-activating G protein-coupled receptor signaling pathway; positive regulation of cytosolic calcium ion concentration; inflammatory response
Cellular component (GO): plasma membrane
Molecular function (GO): N-formyl peptide receptor activity; complement receptor activity
Source: RefSeq, a predicted model, not a curated record
AUGCAGUCAGAGAACGUCACUGCCCAUGACUACUACUCAGGCCUCCAGAAGAGCAUGCAUGUCCUCUCCAUGGUGGUGUACAGCAUCGCCUGUUUGCUGGGGGUGACAGGGAAUGGCCUCGUCAUCUGGAUUGCAGGCUUCAAGAUGAAGAAGACGGUGAACUCCGUCUGGUUCCUCAACCUGGCCAUCGCUGACUUCAUCUUCACCUUUUUCCUGCCCCUCAGCAUCGCCUACACUGCCCUGGGCUUCCACUGGCCGUUUGGGAAGCUCCUGUGCAAGCUGAACAGCACCAUGGCAUUCCUCAACAUGUUCGCCAGUGUCUUCCUCCUGACGGUCAUCAGCAUGGACCGAUGCGUUUCUGUGGCCUUUCCCGUUUGGUCUCACAACCGCAGGAAUCCGGAGCUGGCGGCCAGGAUCGCACUGGGGACGUGGGUCCUGGCUCUCCUCCUCAGCUCCCCGUACCUUGUCUUUCGGGACACUUUGGUCAGUUCCAGAAACGUCACCAGCUGCUAUAAUAAUUUUGCGUUGUCUGAUGACUACACGUCUGAGGCAACGCGGAGGCUGUGGAGGAUGCGGCAUAAAGCAAUGAUCAUAACGCGAUUUUUAUGUGGGUUCCUCAUCCCUUUCAUGGUGAUUCUCAUCUGCUACAGCAUUGUGGCUGUCAAGAUGAAAAGGCGGCAGUUAGCCAACUCUGCGAAGCCAUACAGAAUUAUCAUUGCUGUCACAGUCUCGUUUUUCCUCUGUUAUUUUCCCUAUCAUGUCUUCUCCUUGCUAGAAAUAUCCAAAAACUCUUCCAGUCAUGAGAUGAAAAUGGCCCUUUACAUAGGGAUCCCCUUGGUUUCCAGCCUUGCUUUCUUCAACAGCUGCAUCAACCCCAUCCUGUACGUAUUUGUGGGGCCUGACUUCAAGGAGAAGUUUCGCCAGUCCAUCCUGUCAACCUUUGAAGGGGCCUUCAGCGAGGAGUCAGUCCUGGGCAGCCUGACCAGCAGGCGGAAGUCCAGGUCUGCUUCGGAAGUGGAGGUCCCCAGGGUCUGA